Messenger RNA from Lentinula edodes (shiitake mushroom), 1491 nucleotides. RefSeq lists its product as uncharacterized. The coding region runs from base 1 to 1491 and encodes 496 amino acids. The record is from RefSeq and is a predicted model, not a curated record. The transcript is spliced from 14 exons. Lineage: Eukaryota; Fungi; Basidiomycota; Agaricomycetes; Agaricales; Omphalotaceae.
AUGGCGACAGAACUCAAAAUUGAAACAGAAACGGCAUAUGAUGACCCAGAAAAAGGAACCACCGAUGCUGUCGUUCCAGCGUAUCCCCGCGACGAGAAGCCGCGCGAGAUAACCCCUCCGCAGUACCUUGAAGUCAAGAAAGGUGAGGCCAAAGAUGCCCCAAGAAAACCGACACCGAAACCGAAGAAGAAAGUUUCGAAGUGGAUUCUUCUCAAACUCUGGUUCAAUACCUAUCGGAAAUUCUUUUGCUUUACAUUCGGACUUAACAUGAUCGGUCUCGGUUUAGCAGCUUCGGGUCAUUUCCCCUACGCUGUCAGGCAGUCGGGCGCCAUGGUUGUUGGCAACUUGAACUUUGCGAUAUUGAUGAGGAACGAGAUAUUUGGUCGAAUACUGUACUGGAUUGUGAACACCGCUUUUGCUAAGUGGACUCCUCUAUGGUGGAGGCUAGGAUGUACAUCUGUUCUUCAGCACCUUGGUGGUAUACACUCUGGAUGUGCUCUUUCGGGAGUUUUAUGGCUGCUUCUGAAAGUCGUCAACGCUUUCCGCGCCCAUCAACUGCAGCAUGACGCAGUCCUUGUUAUGGGGGUAGUCACUAACUUUGCAGUCAUGAUCAGCGCUCUGAGUGCAUUCCCUUGGGUUCGAAAUACUCAUCAUAAUGUCUUUGAGCGUCAUCACCGCUUUGUGGGCUGGAUUGGUCUCCUCUCUACUUGGGCAUUCGUUAUCCUGGGUGAUUGCUACAAUGGCGUAACCAGAACCUGGGAUUUGAGUGGGGUGGAUCUUAUUCAUCACCAGGACGUCUGGUUUACAAUCGGAAUGACGGUGUUCAUCGCUUUGCCUUGGAUCUGCGUGCGUGAAGUCCCGGUUGAUAUCGAAUUGCCUUCGCCCAAGGUCGCUAUAAUUCGGUUUGAAAGGGGAAUGCAGCAAGGCCUUCUUGGUCGCAUCAGCCGCUCCUCUAUCAUGGAGUAUCAUGCUUUCGGUAUCAUCUCGGAAGGCAAACAUGCUAAAUAUCACUACAUGAUUGCUGGUGUACAAGGGGACUUCACGAAAAGCCUCGUCAACGAUCCUCCCAGAACCCUAUGGACCCGCGAAGUGAAGUUUGCCGGGGUGUCAAACACCUCCACGCUCUACAAGCGUGGCAUUCGUAUUUGCACGGGAACUGGUAUCGGAGCCGCGCUGUCCACCUGUUUGCAGUCUCCAAACUGGUUUCUGAUCUGGAUCGGUUCUGAUCAGGAAAAAACGUUUGGGCCUACCAUCGCGGGUCUUAUUCAUCGACACAUCGAACCGGAACGUUUAAUCUUAUGGGACAGUAAACAGCGGGGUGGUCGACCUGACACCAUGAAGAUUCUUAAGGAAGCGUACCACUCCUGGGGAGCUGAAGUUGUCUUCAUUACUUCUAAUUACAUUGGUAACUCAGAAAUAAUGGAGGGGUGUAAGGACGCAGGUAUUCCCGUAUUCGGCACGCUAUGGGACUUCGUGAGUGUUAUUUUGUAA